Olea europaea var. sylvestris is the source of this 471-nucleotide messenger RNA. RefSeq lists its product as uncharacterized. Bases 138 to 278 code for a protein of 46 amino acids. Lineage: Eukaryota; Viridiplantae; Streptophyta; Magnoliopsida; Lamiales; Oleaceae. The transcript has a single exon. Gene Ontology annotation, biological process: negative regulation of cell population proliferation. The record is from RefSeq and is a predicted model, not a curated record.
UUAGAAGACACAGCCCACUUAACUCUCAGAAAAACUAGCGCUAAACCUCACCUCACUUCACUUCACUUCAGCCAUAUAUCUGCAAUUUUCUGAUCUGUAUCUAUUAUUGAAGCAGUGAAAAGUGCUUAUAUACAUAUAUGAAGAUGAGCAGUGAAUCUGUAGAAGGAUCAAAGAAGAGAAAGUCAAGCAGAAGACUGGGAAGGUUUCUCAAAGAACAAAGAGGAAGGCUAUACAUUAUGAGAAGAUGUAUAGUAAUGCUUCUUUGCUGGCAUGAUUAAAUUUAUCAAAACAAGGACGAAGAAGAUUAGAGAAAUUUCAAGAAUUAGGGGAGGAUUUUUGUUCUUGGAUUUACUACAUUUUUCUUCCAAGUGUAAAUACCAAGUCAUUUUUAGUCUUGUUUAUGCAUGACAAAUACUCUUCAAGUUUUAGUUCAAGAUCUUACUAUGAAAAUUGUGGCUUUAUUCGUUGAUC